GUAGCUAACGAUACGGGAAACGAUACGGGAAACAAAACGGUCCCAGCGACGGUCGACCGCGGUCGUUUUUUUACAGUUAGUUUCUUGGCCGAUUUAGCCGCGACUAGUUCAUGGUUCGGGAAAAUUUGGAGGCCCUCGAAACAAACGUCUGGCUUAGAAUUUCGACUGAAUUGCGGAUUCUCGUGCGAGCCGAAGGAGGAAACACCAGGAACGCCAUUUUUUUCGAGUGAAGAUCUGCGAACUUAAAUUCACCGAGUAUUAUAGGCCACCUUCUCAAUUCUGAGAAUCGCGUUUGUGGUACAGUAGCUUUAACCUGAGAAUAUAAAAGUGGAGCGAAACUUCCAGAUAACAAGUCAAAACAUGCUCAUUUUCGAUGUGGCUUCUGAAUUAUUUUGAAACUACAAGCGCAUUUCUGUAGAGAUAUGUGUGUGACACUUGUGUAGAGACACAUACAAAUUAGUAAUAAUUCAUUGAAAUUGUGUGAACUUUUAAAACGACAUUUCCGUGCUAACAGAUACCAAUCGAUUUGGGAUUUGCAUAUCCUUUAUACCGAAAGCGCUCACCACGAGAGGAGAAGGUUCAUUACAGGAGAAGCAGGAGGACUCUUUUCCGUCCCUGAAUCCCCUGAAGCGGGAGGAAGGCCGCCACGUUGGAAGGAAAACGGCUUUUCACGGCAGUUAAUAAAUUUUUAACUGGUUCAACAAUUGCCCGCGAGUUUCGCCAACUAAUGACGAGAAACGCGGCGGUGAGUGGCGAUGAACCCGACGAGGAGCAGGCGUCUGCGGCGGUCGCUGCAGGUGAGGAUCAGGAGACUGAGAACCAGGUAAUGCAGGACAGCGAGCAACCAGGAGGCGGGGGCCACCACCUGACCAGCGAACAGCAACCAUCGACAGAGCAGGGUCGUCAGAGGCCGCGAAAAAAAGUGUCGGAGAAACAACCACAACGAAGUACUGCCAAUCCGCAUCCAGAGCAGGCGGAUGCGGACACAGAUUCCAGCUCCUGCGAGGGCAUCAAAGUGGGUCAGCGGAGGAGCACGCGGGUGAGCUACGCUCAGAGAAAUCUUCAUGGGCAAGAUGUGGACGACUAUGACUAUGAUGAAGAGGGACAGGAAGAUGGCGAGGAGGAGGAGGAGGAAUCCUACGACGACUACGAACAGUUCUCGAUGCCGGAAGGACGUCGACCUUCUGCCCGAACCGCCUUGAGCGUCCGCAGCAGACGAAAGACGAAAACCCGUCAGAUUUCCUAUGCCUCCUCGGACUUGGAGUUGGGAAUCGGCGACGGAGCCAACCUAAUCGACGGCGAGAGUCUGGAUAAACGCCGCUGCAUCUCCAAGGGACAAAUGCGGGAAUUCCGGGAGGCCUUUCGGCUCUUCGACAAGGAUGGCGAUGGCUGCAUAACCAAGGAGGAGCUGGGCACAGUGAUGCGAUCACUGGGACAGUUUGCCCGAGUGGAAGAGCUGCAGGAGAUGUUGCAGGAGAUCGACGUGGACGGGGAUGGCAAUGUCAGUUUCGAGGAGUUCGUGGAUAUCCUGUCCAACAUGACGUACGAAGACAAGUCAGGCCUAUCCUCCGCCGAUCAGGAGGAGCGGGAACUACGCGACGCCUUCCGCGUCUUCGAUAAGCACAACCGGGGAUACAUUACAGCCUCGGAUUUGCGAGCCGUGCUGCAGUGUCUGGGGGAGGAUCUAGACGAGGAGGACAUUGAGGACAUGAUCAAGGAGGUGGACGUGGACGGCGAUGGGCGCAUCGACUUUUACGAGUUCGUUCACGCAUUGGGAGAACCGGAGGACUCGCAGGAAAACGACGAUGAGGAGGAGAAUACCACAUCGCCGCUGCCCACACCAAAAUCGGCAAUUUCCCUAAGCUACGACUAAGGCUAACUGACUUUGCUCCAUGUCUGUUUGUCCACGCUGAUUGUGAAGAGAGGGGAAUCCAAAGUUUAAAUAAUAUAUUAACUUAUUUGCCAACUUGCAAUAAUAUGAACCGACAAGCAUGUUCAUCAAUAAUCGAACGUCAAGGACUCGAAAGGUGUCGUUUAUUUCUUAUCGACUUUUUCCAACUACUAAGCCAUAGUUAAUCGAGAAGGCAUCGAUUGACCAGUAUUAGGCAAACAAAUUAAAUAGAACUU
This is a messenger RNA of Drosophila erecta, 2127 nucleotides long. Its product is annotated as probable calcium-binding protein CML41. The transcript is spliced from 6 exons. The record is from RefSeq and is a predicted model, not a curated record. Gene Ontology annotation, molecular function: enzyme regulator activity; calcium ion binding. NCBI's taxonomy places the organism in Eukaryota, Metazoa, Arthropoda, Insecta, Diptera, Drosophilidae. The coding region runs from base 728 to 1873 and encodes 381 amino acids.